AGAAGACUUGUGAAGCGGUGUGUGUUCAAGUGUCGUGCAUGCAUUUUAUGCAUCUGUUUCUUUGCAUGCAUUCUCUCUCUUGGUUUCUUUUUUUAUUUUCUCUAACAUUAUUCAUCACUUCUUACCCAUAAAUUUAUAUUUUCAUGCUCAUAAAUCUCCAUAAUCACACAGAUGCAGACCCACUUUUUCAAUUUUGAAUUUAACCAGACGCCGCCGUUUUAUCGACUUUGACUCGCCUCUCAGCUCCGCCUCCACGAAUAUCACUGUUAAUAUCUAAGUGUUGCUAAGGUGCAGACUAUUUGGGAAUUGGGAUUUUGGGUUUUAGGGAUUUUUUUUUUAAAUUUAAAUUUGGAUUGUGUAUGAUUUUGAUUUAAAUGGGGUCCAAGAUUUGCAUGAAUGCAUCGUGUGGAAUCACUAUAAGUCAUGAAUGGAAGAGAGGAUGGACUAUGCGAUCUGGUGUAUACGGUCUUCUUUGCUAUACUUGCGGAACUGCAUACGAGAAUUCAGUUUACUGUGACACAUUCCACUUGGAUGAGCCUGGUUGGAGGGAAUGUUACACUUGUAAUAAGCGACUGCACUGUGGAUGCGUAGCGUCUAAGUCACUGUUCGAGCUUUUGGAUUACGGAGGUGUUGGGUGUACUAGCUGUUUAAAGAGUUCACGACUUCUCUCGGUUCAUAGGGAUGACAUUCCUAAUGGAUUUGGCCCGUUGUCAUAUAAUAAUUCUGGUGAUCAGGAAUCCACUCCUCUAGAAAAGCAAUCUACUCACAAUACUCUUGACGAGGGAAGACUUGCACAGUUCUGCAGACUUAUGGAAGCUAAUGAGCCACAGCCACUGUGUCAAUCUGAGGGAACCAAGACAAAUGCAGAUCGAGUGCAAUUUAGACAAGAGGAGACCACACAUCCAACUGGGGAAGCUGGCACAGGCUUCUCAGUUGCAGCUCAAUCAUCAGUCGUACCUUCUAAAUUUCCCAAUGGUACUAGAUCAAAACUUGACAUGAGGGAUUUGCAUAGACCACUUGCUCAGCCAUCAUUGAGUAUGGGACUGGGACCUUCUUCUGGAAGUACAAGUUUUCUUCCAUUUUCUUCUGGGGUGGUUGAUGGAAGGGAGCAAGGAAAAACAUCUCCAUUUCAGCAAGGGCAAAGAGCUCGCCCAAUAUUACCCAAACCGUCAAAACCUGCCUUUUCUGGGAGUUCAGAGACCAAUAAGACUGCAGUUACUGAUCUACGGAUUGCAAGACCACCUGCUGAGGGGAGGGGAAAAAAUCAGUUGCUUCCACGUUACUGGCCAAGGAUCACUGAUCAAGAGCUACAACAAUUAUCUGGAGAUUUAAAUUCCAAUAUUGUGCCAUUAUUUGAGAAGGUUCUCAGUGCCAGUGAUGCUGGCCGAAUUGGCCGUUUAGUUCUCCCAAAAGCAUGUGCUGAAGCAUAUUUUCCUUCUAUUUCUCAAUCUGAAGGCAUUCCUUUAAGGGUUCAAGACGUGAAGGGAAGAGAAUGGACCUUUCAAUUCAGAUUUUGGCCUAAUAACAACAGUAGAAUGUAUGUGUUGGAGGGUGUAACUCCUUGUAUACAAGCUAUGCAAUUACGAGCGGGUGAUACAAUAACAUUUAGUCAGAUAGAUCCUGGAGCCAAACUUGUUGUAGGUUUUCGCAAGGCAACAAACAACUCAAUUGAUCCACAGGAUGCCCAAACUUCUGCCCUUCCUAAUGGUGCUGCCUCAGCAGAAACAUCUGGUAUUGUUACAGUAAGUGGUUACUAUGGUGUGUUGCAAUCCUUAACCAAAGCAAGAGUCCUUACCCAAAUUCUUUGUUUGAACAUUUAAGCAGAUGGUGACAUUGGUUGGAACAAAAGUGAGAAUGAUGGAGGCAGGUUAAAUGCGGAUGCAUUGCAGCAGGCAACACCAGAGAAGAAGAGGACAAGAAAUAUUGGACCAAAGAGCAAGAGAUUACUCAUGCACAGUGACGAUGCUUUGGAGCUUAGACUUACAUGGGAAGAAGCGCAAGACUUGCUUCGUCCCCCACCAAGUGUCAAGCCAAGCAUUGUCACUAUCGAGGACCAUGAAUUUGAAGAAUAUGAUGAGCCUCCAGUUUUUGGGAAGAGGACCAUAUUUGCAGAUAGACCAUCAGGGGGACAGGAGCAAUGGGCUCAAUGUGAUGAUUGCUUUAAAUGGCGAAAAUUGCCAGAGGAUGUUCUUCUGCCUCCAAGGUGGACCUGUGUAGACAAUGUUUGGGAUUCAAGCAGAUAUUCAUGUUCUGCACCAGAGGAAAUGAGUCCAAAAGAUCUGGAUAGUUUUCUGAGGGUGAGCAAAGAUUUGAAGAAGCGGAGGAUGGUUGAGAGACGCAAGCCAUCCCCUGAACCUGAGCCUUCAGGAUUAGAUGCUCUAGCUAGUGCUGCAGUAUUAGGAGAAAAUCUAGUCGACUCUGGUGAGCCAUCAGUUGGAGCUACUACGAAGCAUCCCCGGCAUCGACCUGGUUGUUCUUGCAUUGUCUGCAUUCAGCCACCAAGUGGGAAGGGCAAACACAAACCGACAUGCACAUGCAAUGUGUGUAUGACAGUAAAGCGACGCUUCAAAACCCUCAUGUUGCGGAAGAAGAAACGUCAAUCAGAACGUGAAGCAGAAACUUUCCAGAAGGAUAAUAAUGAUCACAGGGAUGAUUCUGAAAUGAUUGGCUUGAGUAAUUCCAUAUUGCAUUUGAAUAACUCUGAGAAUGAAGGGAGUUCUAAUAGAAAUCAUACUGAGAUCCCUGAGAGUAGUGGUGGCCACAUAGACCUAAAUUGUCAUCCAAAUCGCGAGGACAUGCAGCCGGACAUGCAAGGGUUGAGCAUGAUGAACAUUUCUGAUGCAUCUAGCUUACGAUUUGACGAUUAUAUGAAGCAAAAUAGGCUUUCAAGCUUGGUGCUGGAGCGGCCGGCUAGCAUGCGCUCCUGUCUACAUUCACAAAGUAGCGGUGAGAAUCUGAGACGGUUGUCCGAUGAAGCAUUUCUUGCAUCUGUUGGCUGGAAUCAUGAGAGUAAAGGUGAUUGAGAGUAUGUGUCAAUUCAGUGAGCAUACAGUUUUUCCUUGAAAAAUUUAAUCCUCAUAUUUGAAAUAUAUUUUUGUUCCUUUUCUUUCAUGCCUAAAGUUUUAUAGUUUGCUUUCUCCUCUCCUAAGGAGUGGUGACAUACAUAUGAUAUCUCUAGUCAGAAAACAUAAUUUUGUUGUAAUAGUUAAUUUGCUUCAAUAUCAGCCAAUUUUUUUUUUUGUGUUCCCUGCU
This is a messenger RNA of Mercurialis annua (annual mercury), 3252 nucleotides long. RefSeq names its product B3 domain-containing transcription repressor VAL1. Gene Ontology annotation, molecular function: DNA binding; zinc ion binding. The transcript has 13 exons. Lineage: Eukaryota; Viridiplantae; Streptophyta; Magnoliopsida; Malpighiales; Euphorbiaceae. The record is from RefSeq and is a predicted model, not a curated record.